GAAGAAGAACACGUAGUAAUACGGCCAUACGAUGAUCUCCUGCUUUAGAAAAUAGUAUAAACGAUUAAGAGGCCUCCCAGCCAUACGCUGGUGAACUUGAAGGGAAAGUUCCAAACUUAAGAUGGCCAACCUAUGCGUUCCAUUACGCUCUAAGAAAAUCCCAAAAGGUAAUAUCAAAAAGAAGACCCCGGAUGAAGUAUAUGGCUUUAUUACACAUCGUGGUGGAAAGGAUGAUACUUAUGGUUUUGUCACAUAUAAUCCUAAAUCAGCAAAACACAGAUAUUUGCGGCUUCAACUCACUCCAGGGACAUCCCAUAAUAACAAACUGAACCAAAAAGACACACAAAGUAACAAUAAGGCAUCCAACAAUGAACACCUAAAAGCCUUUGAUGCAUACAAGGAAAUCAAAGCCAUUAAAGUUACACCAGACAUUGCAAAUGGAGAUCUUAAAACUGUUGAGGAUGAUACUGAAACAUUAGAGGGAUCUAAGGAAUCUAAACAUUGUCCCAUAUAUGAUAAUAUUGGCAAUAAGAAUGAUGUGGAGUAUAUGAAUGGAGUGGUUCAAGUUGGGAGUGAAGUUGAACAAACAUCUACCAAGGACCCUACAGACAAAGCCCUACCUGAAGAAACAGUUAAGGGUACCCCCAAGGAAAGAAAGCAUCUAGGCUUCAGGGCCCACCCACCGUUUGUAGAAGUACACCCACCAGGGCUAUUCAAAGCAACAAUGAUCCAUAUACAUGACACAACAGAUUCAUCUGACACUGCCAGUAGCAGGCUGCAAUAUCUUACAACAUCUUCUGAAGAUUCUUCUGAGGAUGAAAGUGCCCCCUGGCCAGGAAGGGGACCCCCUGGGGUCAUCAAAGUCCCUGAUAGAAGCAUCAGAGAUAUUGCAAGAGAGCAUAUACAAAGGAAUGCCUGUGUUGAGCAGCUGAACACUAGUGAGCUUCAAAGAUUUAAUUACAAUGGUGUUUUGGAUAUAAUUAAGGAUUAUGAGAAUGACCCCAAGGAACGAUUUGCCAAAACACGUAAAUUACCACUGGAAAAGACACAUAAACUCUCUAUGGAAGAUACACAUAAGCUCUCAGAUGACACAUCAGAUUAUGACACUCCACCACCCCUACCCCCAAAAAUCAUCUAUGUCCAAGCAACAGAUGCCACAUCAUCUAGUGAAAUAGACAAUAAUGAAGCUUGUCAUGACAAAUCAAAAUCAGCAACUAUUCCAAAUCAGGUAGGCCAAAAACAACAUAGUACAAAACAGUCGGGCAAUACUAAGAAACCUGAGAUAGACACUGCAACUGACACUAAUGACAGUGGGAAUGAUAGUCCUCAAGACAGGAGUAACAACUCAGAAGAUAUCAGUGUGAAUUCCUCAAUCGAUGCAGAGCUGGACAGAUGGCUUGCUGAACAAAAGGGACAAAAACCACCAUUGCCUCCAAGGAUCAACAACUCUUCAAUCAAAGACAACACGCAGAGAAGAAAAACACAAAUACCUCAGGAGAAGUCUGAUAAGAGGCUUGAACAAUCUAUUGAAUCUUCCAUGCCUAGUGCAAUUGAGGAGAUUAUAGACACACCUGACAGUCCAGGUAAUUAUGAAACUAUAGACAACUGGCUGAAUCAACAAAAGAGUCCUUCAACUGAUACAACAAAGGAACAAAAAGACACUUCUGACAAAUCUAACAUGAAAUUGGAUUCUACAAAACAUUUCAAUUCAUGUUGUGAUGCAAAUCUGGAGAAAUGGUUGGAUGAACAGAAGUCAAAAAAGCCAAAAGAAAAUUCAAAACAGCCAAAAGUCAAUAUUAAACUGCGAAAAAAUAUCAGCCAAAAAGAUCCAUCUGAUCAUGAGAACAAAUUAUCAAGGAAUUUAACUUGGUCAUUAGGCGCAACAAGUUCUACACCAGUACCAUCGUCAAUUAUUGUGUCACCCAGAGCAUAUGUUAAAGACACAACUUCGAUGACACUUUGUGACAUCAUUGAGUGCUUACAGAAUGCAAAUAGCCUCAAACCUGUUUAUAUCAAAAUGCAUGUCAGGGCUGAAUAUACUCCAGAUGAUGAUUGGACGGCUAAAGAUGAAAUCAAAGUGGAAUCUGAAACAAUAGUUAACGCUCUAUACAAACAAGGUGAAUGGGCAUUUGUUAGGACAGAAGAUGAAAGAGGUGGAUUUGUCCCAUAUAAAAACCUUGAACCUGUAAACUAUAAACCAAUCAAAGUGACAGACUUUUGCCAACAAUUCCCAGCUGAUGGACUGGAGAGUGUAAUUGAAACAACUGAAGAUGACAGUGCAUUUCUCCCAUAUGGGAAACAUCAAAAUGAUACUAUACCUGCUGUACAAGGGACACAAAUCACACAGACCAUUAACCAUCAAAAUACUUCAACUGAAUUGGAAGAAGACAUUUAUGUUGAAAUGAACUCUCCGAUCACUACCUCACAUGCAAGGUCAAGGUCAUUACCAGAGACAUUGAGUAGUCCAACAUUGUCUCCCAGGACUAAACCACUUUCAAGUAUGAAGCCGUGUGGAUGUACAGACCAUCAUAACUGCAAAGCUAGCAACAUUAGGACUCAGCAUGACCCAAAUGGUGUAAGUGAAACAGUCCUUAAGAGAAUUGAUAAAAAGUGUGAAAUCAAUAAAAUCUUGCGAGUGCGAUCUAGAAGUAAAAAUUCUUCAAAGAGGCCAAGCUGUGAUAGGAAGCUGUAUACAGAUAGUAGUGCACAGAGCAUCGAUCCACUUGAAAAUAAUAGUGCUACAGGAAAAAGUAGUUCAAAUAAACAUAAUCAGCAAGAUAUGACACGAGCGAUCCAUCAACGCAGAUGUUCAGAAGAUUCCCUACUGUCUCCAAUAGCUGCUGCUCAAAUCUACCUCCAUGACUCAGAUGACUCUGAAGUGUUUAACACUACCAAUGCUAAAAUUAAUGCUGAACAAAUGAAAGAAGACAUUAACACUGUGAAAAACACCAAUCAAAAGUCAUCUGCUAAUCUUGAAAGACUUCGCAAUCUGAAAUCCCAACUUGCAGGAAUGAAUGCUAAUGAUAUUGCAGAUGACCUAGUUCAGGAGUCAAUUGAUAUGCUAGAGAACCAUUUACAGAAUCAACUUCACAAAAAGACAUCAGUUGAUCCUAGAAGUUUACCAGUCGAAUUUGACCAAGGCUCCACAGAUUCUAAGGAGUUCACGGGAGAGAUGCUGGUCGGAGGAGACUGUACAUUUAUAGAACACUCCAUUCAAAGUGAAAAGACUACCUUGGGUCCAUCAAGGAAUCUGCUAUCACCAGAACUGUUCAGUGAAGAUAUGGAAAUUUCUCAACAGGCAUCAAGUGGGCAUGGCACAUUGUCAUCUUAUAUUGAUGAAGGUAUGGCACAAGGAAUGGAGCCACAAAGUUCAAGGUCGCGGAUGAAAUCCCAGGAUUCACUUGAGAGGUGUAAAUCAUGGCUUGAUGAACUAUACUCAAAGUCACAUGACCACAAUCAAAGGAGGACAUCUGCUCCCAGUAUACACCUUAAAACAAUCAAAAGGCCUAAGAAACCAAAAACUAAAGAUCCCUUUGGUUUGGUGGAUGAUCUAUCCCCUAUAGUAGCCCGACCUGAGAUAAGAACUUUUGAUACAAGGACCCUUGAGACGAGGUCAUCUGAUGGUGGAACAUUAUACCAAAAUACAAAGUACAGAGACAUACUCUUCAACGAAGAAGAGGAACCAAUUUAUGAAGAAUAUUCUUUAAAAAAUUCUAAAGGGAACCCACCUCAGAAAACAAUGUCAGAUGCAAUCAGAGGGUAUGCAAGUAGCACAAACACCAUGGAAACAGUCAUAUACAACAAAUCAAAGUGCCCCAAAAUAUCAAAGCAGCCUCAUUCUGAAUUAGAAAGGUCAAGGUCAAAAUCUGAAUUAAAGUUGGCCAACAUAAUGGAUAGAAACAGGAAUGAUGAUCAAUAUAUUCAAUUGAGCAAUGCAAUGAAAGUUUCAACUGAACCAAAAACACAUCCAAAUGAACAAACUGAUACUACAGAAAAGCUAAUGGUUCUGUUUGAUUUUGAAGCCAAGCAGGAAAAUGACUUAACAGUAAGAAAGAAAGAAGUUGUGAAACUUCUAGAGAAUGAUGACCCACAUUGGGUUUUAGUUGAGAAUGGUAAUGGUCAACAGGGCUAUAUACCUGAAUCAUAUACAACAAACUUAAUCAAAUUACACUUAGACCCUAAAGCAAAGACAACAUAUUUUUAAUUCAGUUGUGACACGUGUACAAUGCAUGUCAAGAAUAGUGCAAAUUUUUGUACAGCUGUGUGAAUGUAGAAUACUGUGUAUCUGAGAAAACAUGUCCAAAAUGGACACAAGAAAAUAGUUUUUUUUUCUUUUAAGAACCUAAUUUAUCACAUCUAUUCAUCAAUUACAUGUAUUUACACUGGAUACUUAAUCAAGCAUAUACACCAGUAUGUGUUCAAAUCAUUUCCACUGUAAAUAUGUAAAUAUAUACCUGACAAGCAUUGCCAACCUGUAGAAUAGAUCAUUGUAAAUGUUAAAAGGGAUAGAGUUUUGGAUCUUAAGAGCAAACCUUUUUAUCUUUGACCAUUCAUUAGUCCAGUUCUUUCCAAAACGUCAGGCUAAAAUUUUCUGUUGGGCGAAUUUGAUGAUACUGGCCAACCUUGUUUCAGAGUGCAAAAACUAAUGGGCACUUAUAUAUAUUUUUACUCAAAAAAUUAUAUUUUAAUAUUCAGAACCACAAUUUGUUUUUGGAAUGAUUUGGUUCCCCAAUAUCUAAUCUGCUAA
Messenger RNA from Owenia fusiformis, 4747 nucleotides. Lineage: Eukaryota; Metazoa; Annelida; Polychaeta; Sabellida; Oweniidae. The record is from the annotation of a GenBank genome assembly.